Molecule: messenger RNA, 2936 nt
Organism: Portunus trituberculatus (swimming crab)
Lineage: Eukaryota; Metazoa; Arthropoda; Malacostraca; Decapoda; Portunidae
Exons: 7
Coding region: 555-2816 (753 amino acids)
Biological process (GO): gliogenesis; regulation of transcription by RNA polymerase II
Cellular component (GO): nucleus
Molecular function (GO): DNA-binding transcription activator activity, RNA polymerase II-specific; RNA polymerase II cis-regulatory region sequence-specific DNA binding
Source: RefSeq, a predicted model, not a curated record
UUAAGCUCUAAAAACGGUUUUUCUUCGUUAUUUCGUGAGUUUUAACGCUAUUUAAGGAUAGAUUAAUGAAUUAUCUAGUGUAGGGAUGAAUAAAAGCAAGAAAUGGUGGUGUAAUAAGGAAGAUAUGGUGUUUUAAAGACAGGGUGGGUUGUCAAGAUGGCAGAUUGUGGUGUAAAUAUUAUUCAAUAUAUAUUAAUAACUUCUAAAACGGCUAUUAAAUUAAAUUCUAGCAGCAAAAAAUUAAAUAGAAAAUUAUUAACUUAUAUUCUGACCACUUUUAAUAUAGAAAAAACACGAAUAAUACCUUUAAAAAAUAAAUAAAUAAAAAAACCCAGAUUAUCAUACCCUGGCAACCAUCGUACCAGGAACCAGCAACUCUCGUACACCGACUGAAGGGACAGAGACAUUUAAACCCCUGGGAACUUAGUCAAGAAACCCAGUGCCACCCGGAGUGUCAGAGGGAGAGGUUGUCGCUCCGAAGCCGCGCCCUUAUAAGUGCAUUUCUAAGUGACUUAAGUGAUGGGCAUUGGCUGUAAAGUGCUGUGUAGGCAACCAUGGUAGUGCUAGAGGCCCCGGCAGAAUCGAAUAUGGCACCUCCGCAUCACUUCGACUGGGACAUCAAUGAUACUAACAUCCCAAAGGUGAGCGAGUUUGACCCCUUUAUUGAGUGGACAGACGGACACUGCCGGUUUGUGUACCCGAUGGAGCAGGAGGAGGCCAAGCGACACUCUUCUGGCUGGGCAAUGAGAAACACGAACAAUCACAAUGUUAAUAUAUUGAAGAAAUCCUGCCUUGGAGUAGUGGUGUGUUCCCUAAGGUGUACACUUGACGGUGGACUGAAGGUCCAUCUCCGCCCGGCAAUCUGCGACAAGGCGAGGAAGAAGCAACAGGGUCGACCGUGUCCCAAUAAGUCAUGCGCUGGGAGACUGGAGGUCCUUCAAUGCCGCGGCCACUGUGGGUAUCCAGUGACGCAUUUCUGGAGACACACUGAACACGCUAUAUUCUUCCAGGCCAAGGGCGUCCACGAUCACCCACGACCGGAAGCCAAGAGCACUGCUGAAGCCCGCCGGAGUCUCACAGGGCGAGGAUUGGGGGCCACUUUGCAAGCCCCGCCCCAUUCCAGACCCGCACUGCCCCGCCACCACCACCACCACCACCACCACCACCACAACAACAACAACAACAACAACAACAACAGCCAGGGCGUACGGAUGGCUGGAAGUAAGAGAUCCCUCCCUCCCCCCCUACCUCCCUCCUCUAGUGGGGGUGUGGGCGCCCUCCCCCCACCCCACCUCGGGCCCCCCCCCACCAAGAUGGCCCGCUCUCUCCCUCCUCCGCUUCUACCUGAUCAAAAUCUGCCAGUGUGUUCCUGUUCUCCUUUUGAGUGUUGCUGUCUUCCACCUGCCACUCACUACCCUUCAUUGGCCACCGUCCCUAACCCACGGCCGCUACAAGCCUUCCCUUCCAACCACCUUGAAGCCUUUCCUCAGCCUUGCCCAGAGUGGUCUAUCCCCGGGAGUCAACACUCAAGAGGGGACUACCUUUUGCCGGACACAUGGACGUCACAGUCACAGGGAGGUGUCGAGGUGAAUGCCUGGCUCGAUCUAAGCUCCCAUGAUCCUUUGAGGUACUCCAGUGGCGGCCUGACCCAGUGUGUGACCCCAGCGGAAGCGAAGAAUGACUUAGUCUUCACGGGUGAUUUGAAAAGUGACUUAGUUUUUCAUGCGAGUUUGAAAAAUGAGGUUGACUGUUUGUUCUCGCUGGAAACCGCUCUGCAGCCUCAAGAUAUCUUUGCUCUCGAUACGCCGAGGUCCAGGAACGCUGACCUCAGCAGUACACAAGACACUCAGCAUUUAUUUACCUCCAGAUACAGCCUUCCAAACACUGCUGCUGUUGAUAGUGCUGCUUCAAAUGCUGACUGCCACGCUAGGGUAAAAACGCCAGGCAAUACUCUAGACUCUGAACUCAGCACUGAGGUAGACAAUCAGCACUUGUAUACUGGUAGAUACAACCUUCCUAACACUGCUGCUACUGCUGCUGCUGACUGCCAUACAAGAGUUAAGGAUGCUAGUGAAAGCAUUAUAGAGGCUGACCUCAGCGCUGCGGCGGAGGCUCAGCAUUUGUUCACUGAGAGAUAUAACAUUACUACUGCUGCUGAAAGUGCUGACUGCCACACAAGAGUCAAAAUCGACACAGCUACCUACCCGUCGAAUGCUCUGAACUCAGCACACACAACACCGCAGCUCAGCACACUAGAGAGAACUGAAACAGCGCCAAAUUUCACCUCAGAGAGCGCUAGUAUACCUUUGAACACCUCUGAAGUCAGCCCGGAGGAGUCAGCAGCAACCACUCCGCAUGCUGAAUCACCACAUGUCAACUCAGCGCACACAGCAGCUGGGAUACCAGAGUCAGCAGCCAGACGAUUAAUUCAAUGCCUUGAUGAAAUUAUGACAGAGUGCGAUUUUCUAGAGUGCGCUGAUCAGAAACGCUACGGAUUAGAACUCGCUGAGAAACACGCUGAGGGGCUUCGCAGUGACGGUAGAAACAGGGAAGGACACUCCCCGCCAACCCUUCUCGACCUCGGAAGUGGUACGCUAUUCCCGCCACCUGCCACAAACCCACAAACCGCUAAUACUACCGCUCUCUCGAAUUACGCGAAUCAUUCCUAUUACUACGAUGCUUACGAUGCGCGAGAGAAUGUUCCGCAGAAUUACGAUGUUACUAUUUAUACAUCAGCUUAUUGUCUGAGUGAAGAUAGUAAAUUAGAGGCGCCUCAGUCCGUUCAUCAAGGGAACGCUCCAAAUACUGUCAGUUGAGUGUGUGUCUGUGUGUGUCUGUGUUUGAAGAGUGCGUGUGUGUUUGAAUAGUGCGUGUGUGUGUGUGUGUGUGAGAGGAAAUAUAGUUUUUGUCAAUUAUUAUUAUUAUUAUUAUUAUUA